ACGGCAGCAGCUGCCGCAAGCCCCGUUCUGGGAAAUCUCCCGCCGGGAGAUGGAAUUCCCCCAGGAUUCUACCAGGGUCCUCCUGGCUCCCAGCAUUCCCCUCACCCACAACCCCCACCAGGGCCUGGAAUGAUGGGUCCGCAUGCACAGGCGUUCAUGUCUCCGCGCUUCCCCGGGGGCCCACGGGGACCUCACCGCAUGCCCGGACAGGGCAUGGGUGGAAUGCCGGGGCCACAGCCGCUCAUGCCCAGCACCAUGGACCCGACUCGCCAGCCCGGGCAUGCUGGGAUGGGCCCUAUCCAGAGGAUGACUCCUCCGCGGGGGAUGGCGCCCAUGGGACCUCAGGCAGAACCGUGGUUCCCCAUGCAAAGCUACGGGGGAGUGCGGCCCCCACACACUCCGCUAGGGGGCCCCGCGAUGCCUGGAGUCAGCAUGUAAGGCCGAUGCACCCCCCCCACCAGCCCCCUCUUCCCCCAACUGCACCCCAUUCCCCCUACCCCCACACCUCCCCCUUCCCCCCAA
Molecule: messenger RNA, 522 nt
Organism: Lethenteron reissneri (Far Eastern brook lamprey)
Lineage: Eukaryota; Metazoa; Chordata; Hyperoartia; Petromyzontiformes; Petromyzontidae
Product: single-stranded DNA-binding protein 3-like
Biological process (GO): positive regulation of transcription by RNA polymerase II
Cellular component (GO): nucleus
Source: RefSeq, a predicted model, not a curated record